This is a messenger RNA of Zophobas morio, 2411 nucleotides long. Its product is annotated as cAMP and cAMP-inhibited cGMP 3',5'-cyclic phosphodiesterase 10A-like. Bases 57 to 2372 code for a protein of 771 amino acids. The transcript has 8 exons. Gene Ontology annotation, biological process: signal transduction; negative regulation of receptor guanylyl cyclase signaling pathway. Gene Ontology annotation, molecular function: 3',5'-cGMP-stimulated cyclic-nucleotide phosphodiesterase activity; protein binding. Lineage: Eukaryota; Metazoa; Arthropoda; Insecta; Coleoptera; Tenebrionidae. The record is from RefSeq and is a predicted model, not a curated record.
GCGUCACACGUUUUAUAUAUUUCUUAUUGUAUUUCCUGAUUCUACUAAUUGCAAAAAUGCCGAAAGUGCUCAACAAAGUACCAAAAGCCCAAUCAUCGCACAGUAAUGAAGAAGACAUAGCCGCGAACAAAAAAAUCACGACCGACAUCGUAAUCACCGACAAAGCCAUCAAACGCGUAAUCGCCCCGUUCGUCCGCAUCGUGCGCAAAGACAUCAAAUACAAAGAAGUCGAGGAAGCCAAAUACUUCAGCCUCUACCUCAAGAAGAAGCCCAGCGUCCUCAUCCGCGACUUAUCGUCCUUCCUUUCGGACACCGUCGACUUGGUGUCACUGCUCCACGAAACGUCCGACGUCCUCCAGAACGUAACGAAAGCAGACGGAGUCACCUUGUACAUGAUGGACCCGGCCACCAACGAGAUCUACCAGAGCAAGAAAAUCCCGUCGAGCGACCGGUUCAAGAUCAGAUGGAAAAUCAAGCAGCAGUCGACUGUCGCCACCUACGUCGCCUACAAGAAGGACUACGUGAUGGUGGACGAUAUUCUAGAAGACGAGAGGUUCCCCGAGGGCAUAGGAUACCAAACUCACAAUGUCCGAGCCGUCCUGUGCAUGCCCGUGGUCACCCCAGACGGCGAGUGCUUCGCCGUUAUCGAGCUGUUCAAGCUGCUGAAUGCCAGUCCCUUCACUAAAGACGACCUCAAGAUCACUCUGAUCGUCACCGGGUGGAUGGGGGCGGCUAUCCACCAGAACUCGAAACGGCUAGCGCUCCAGAGACAGCAAGAACUCAACGACUACCUUCUGGAUUUGAUUAAGUGCUACAUCGGGGAGUCGGUUGUCAUGGAAAAACUGGUAUCGGAGAUACUGAAAUUCGCCAAAAUGACUCUAAACGCAGAGCGCGGUAUGAUGUUCAUCAUCGAUAAAGAGAGCGGUGACGAUGUGGUGGCCGACCUCUUCGACGACUCAGCAGAGGAUGAGGAAAAUACGGGUUACAAGAAAGGCCAAAAGGUCAGAUUUGCGAAAGAAAGGGGGAUCGCGGGGUUGGUAGCGAGGACGGGAGUCACCGUCAACGUGAAGGACGCCUACAAGGACGCGAGAUUCAGCAAGGAGAUCGACCAGAAGACGGGUUACAUCACCAGGUCCAUCCUCUGCAUGCCCAUCAUGGCCGUCGACGGCAUCCUCGGCGUGGUUCAAAUGGUCAAUAAGAGAAGCGGAGGGGGCUUCACCACCACGGACGAGUCCUUAUUCAAGACUUUUUGUGUGUAUUGCUCUUUGGCUCUGCGAUACACCAAGAUACAGCAAAAACUGAACGCCACGGGACAACUAAAUAACUGCUUCUUGACGAUGUUGAAGCUGCAGUUGAAUCCGUGCGUCCACGACAUCGCGUACUGCAUCCAUGAAAACCUCGAAGUGCCUAUUCCUUUUGGUUUCGACCAGUUCAACUGGUACAUCAAAAACGAGGAUCACCCCAAAAUGCCCCAGUUUUGCUUCCACAUGUUUCUGCAAAUAAUAAAUUCCAACGAAGUCGAUACGGUUAACACCAUGGAAUACAUUCUUUCGAUUCGUAAAUUUUAUAGAAGAAAUCCUUACCAUAAUUUUGAACACGCGUUCAACGUUUGUCAUUGCAUGCACUUGAUGAUCAAGCGCCACCGAGAGCGGUUUACACAUAUAGAACAAAGAGCGUUGCUUAUAGCGGCUUUAAGUCACGACUUGGAUCAUGGAGGUUUUACUAACAACUUUCUGGAAAUAACGAACGAUGACUUGGCGUAUCUGUACGACGGCUCGGUUUUGGAAAACCACCAUUUCUACGUCGCCAUGUUUUUAUUAAAUAAAUAUAACAUUUUUCAUGGGUUUAACAGAGACCAAUGGAGUUCUUUACACGAUGAAAUCAAAUGGGCGAUUCUAGCGACAGAUUUACAAGUUUAUUUCUCGAAUAAGGCGAAGUUGCAGAACGUGUGUGACAGUCCAGGUGGUUUUAAAUGGACUGACAGGGUCCAUCGACAGUUGCUGAAGGCCCUUAUGAUGACGAUGUGCGAUCUCUCUGGUUCAUGUAAACCCUUUUUGGUUGCCAAGAGGGUCACCGACAACUUAUACGCGGAGUUUUACAGACAAGGCGACUUGGAGAAGGAGAUGGGACUCUGUCCCUUGUCCCUCAUGGACAGAGAUCAGACCCACGUAAUACCAGAGGAUCAAGUCAAUUUUAUGACCAUCGUCUUACUUCCCGGCUUGGAAAUAUUGCGAAAACUGCUACCCAACACGGAGGGUCUAUACAUCGAAGCUAAGUUACUCACGCAGACCUGGCAAGACAUCAUCGACAUCCGAGGCAAGAAAGUGUGGCGCCAAGAUGACUCCAUUGUAGAAAAACGCUAUCAUUAUUAGUGAAAAUAAAAUAGAUCAAAUAAAUCUAGUGCCCUUGAA